AUGUUUGGCGGAAGUCGCAAGCCGUAUUCGGCUGUAACGGUACAGAUAGAGCGCCUUACGAGCGAGCAGUAUGAGCCGGACGAUCUUGGGGGCAUCGUGGACCUAGUCGAGGUCGUCCGCAUCCAGGAUUCCGGGCCCACAGAAGCCGCUAGAGCGAUUCGCAAAAAGCUGAAGUAUGGAAACGUGCAUCGUCAGCUGCGCGCUCUCACCAUCCUCGAUGGCCUGAUCCAAAAUGCCGGCAGCCGCUUCCAACGUGCAUUUGCGGACGAGCCCCUUCUCGAGCGCCUGCGCAUACUCGCUCGCGACGACAUGGUAGAUCCGGACGUCCGCGCCAAGUGCAAUAUUCUGUUCCGUCAGUGGGCUGUGGCCUACAAAGGUACGGCCGGUCUUGAGCAGAUUGCAACUCUGUACAAGCAGCUUCCCCAGACGAAAAAGCGGCCUCACCCAAGCCAAUCGAAAGUCCUCAGGGAGACUGAAGCCGAGGCCGAACAGGAACCCUUGCCGGACUCGUCUACGACUUCCAGACAUAGACCGACGCUCUCAGAGUCGUCCAGGACUGCCUCGUCACCACCCAGCGCAUCCCGGCCGACCUUGCCUCCCGCGGCGCCUCUUUCGAGCUCAUCUAUAUUCUCCAGCAUGCAUUCCAAGGACAGAAAAGGAAAAAUCAAGCCGUUCAACCUAGAGAAGGAGAAGCCGAGGAUCAUGGAGACCAUUGCAUCUGCCUCGGUUGCGAGCACCAACCUCCAAAAUGCGCUCCAGCUUGUCAAUCGUGAAAAUGAGAGAGUAAGCGAGAACCGCGAGGUCAUGGAGCGCUUUGAGACCUGCAAGCGCCUCAGACGCCAAGUCCUCCGCUACAUCCAGCUUGUCGAGUCCGACCAAUGGAUCGGGAGUUUACUGACCGCAAACGACGAACUCGUGAAGGCGCUGAUGUCGUACGAGAUACUUGACAAAAGCGUCGAGGAUGACAGCGACAGCGAAUACGAACAGCUGCCGGAUGACAACACCAGUCCGAGUGCUGCCCGAAAGCCAUCGCUUAGGCCAGGCACAGAAGCCGCUCUAGCUGGUCUGAAUCUGAGCGAGCCAUCCCCGCCGCCUAAACCGCAGAGGCCCGGCAAGAUCGCAAUGCCAUCACCACCUCCGAUGCCCAUCCCUGGCAAGCAAAGAGCUGAAGACAGCGAAAGUGAGUCCGAAGAGGACCUGGAUCCAGAUGAUCCAUUUGGUGACCAAAACGCGGUCAAGACACCCUAUCAAGAAAGGAGCGGGAUGACCUGGUAA
Molecule: messenger RNA, 1275 nt
Organism: Coniosporium apollinis CBS 100218
Lineage: Eukaryota; Fungi; Ascomycota; Dothideomycetes
Exons: 3
Coding region: 1-1275 (424 amino acids)
Biological process (GO): actin cortical patch localization; actin filament organization; endocytosis
Cellular component (GO): actin cortical patch
Molecular function (GO): ubiquitin binding; phosphatidylinositol binding
Source: RefSeq, a predicted model, not a curated record